AUGGCAGCUCACUUAUUGGAAAAUGGUGAAGUGGGUACCAUUGGAAAGCUCUGUAUCUGUCCAGAACCUGCAGAUGAGUCAACUUCGACAGAGAUUUGUGAUCAGCUCAGAAAGAAUUGGGUUGUGAACCAUAUAUCACUGCCUCCCAUCUCUUUCUUCACUUUUUCAUUCCUCAAAAUCCCCGCCGCUUCGAAACCCGCCCACACCAUCGUCCACCCUAGCUUCCUCCUCCCCAUGCUUCUGCAAGAUCGAGCUCCACAACCUCCCCCUCUAGACCGCCGUCGUCCCCUGCCUCUUACCGCGGACCCAAACCCUCAACGCCAACACCGGCCACGGAGUACUCGCUGCUACUUUCCACCUCAGCAAGUCCGAUCUAGACUAAGUCACGUCCAAGUCCAUCUUCUCCGGCUCCAUCUGUGGAGUAAGAGAUCCAGCUCUGGAGAUUGUGGAGGUGGUGAUAACAACGCCUUCAUCUUUCCAAAUAAGACAAGCGGGAAAAAGAAGGGCACCGCUCAGGAAAACAACGACACCCAAGAUGACCAAAUCACAAUAAAAGAAGUUGUAAAGUUGGAGGAGGAAAAGGAAAAAGCCCAUUUGCUUUUUAAGAGCAUUGAAGCCUUAGGUUGGAUAGCUGUAAUGACACAAGUUUUGGAAGGGUUGGUGCAUUUACAUGAACAAGGUGUUAUCCAUCGGGAUAUCAAGGGUGCAAAUAUUUUGACAACUAAAGAGGGCCUUGUGAAACUUACUGAUUUUGGUGUUGCUACUAAAUUGACUGAAGCAGAUGUAAAUACACAUUCACUUGUUGGAAUGCCGUACCAUAGGUAUUUCUUUGCUGCACUUUGAGCCAAAUUUAACAACGGUUUGGGUAUAGGAUAAAAGAUCAAACGGGGAUUCAGCAUUAAUUUUAUCAAGAAAAAAAGAGUCUAUUUCUGUCAUGCUUUUUGAUUUUUCAGCACUGAUUUUGCUAAUAUGUAAGCUGCACUGCAACAGUUGCACAAUCAUUUAUGCCAUAAUGUAUUGGUACAACCUUGUAGGUUGAUGACUUGUAAUCAUGAACAACUGUACAUGAAUAGUACUGCUUGGGAUAUUGAUGAGGUUCUGACUGUGUGGGCUAGGCACGUCUUCAAGUUUAAACCUACCUAAAUUGUACACAUGUCUUUAAUUUGGGUUUUGGACAUAUAUAUACAUCUUAAACCCUUAAUAGUUAGCCUUGUCUAUGUUGGUA
This is a messenger RNA of Argentina anserina (silverweed cinquefoil), 1225 nucleotides long. Its product is annotated as serine/threonine-protein kinase ste20-like. Gene Ontology annotation, molecular function: protein kinase activity; ATP binding. The record is from RefSeq and is a predicted model, not a curated record. The transcript has 8 exons. Bases 1 to 843 code for a protein of 280 amino acids. Gene Ontology annotation, biological process: regulation of MAPK cascade; protein phosphorylation; intracellular signal transduction. NCBI's taxonomy places the organism in Eukaryota, Viridiplantae, Streptophyta, Magnoliopsida, Rosales, Rosaceae.